Messenger RNA from Sodiomyces alkalinus F11, 528 nucleotides. RefSeq lists its product as hypothetical. Lineage: Eukaryota; Fungi; Ascomycota; Sordariomycetes; Glomerellales; Plectosphaerellaceae. Gene Ontology annotation, cellular component: membrane. The record is from RefSeq and is a predicted model, not a curated record. The coding region runs from base 1 to 528 and encodes 175 amino acids. The transcript is spliced from 2 exons.
AUGAUGCAGCAGCUUCCUUUGAGUAUUGUCCAGAUCCUUCUGAUCGUGGCGGCGGUGCUCAGCUUCAUCGAGCUUGCCUUGACCGCUGCAGCUGCCGACGGUUUCGGUCCCUUCUCUCACCAUACCGUCAAUUUUAUGGUCUUCAACUCGGUCUGGUCGCUACUCGUCAUCGCCUACCUCGGCCUCACCCCCAUCUUCUUCGCGCAGCUGUUCCACCAGUUCGCGUCCCUCGCCCUCCUGGGCGUCACCACCAUCUUCUGGUUCGCCGGGUCCAUCGCCUACGCCUCCCUGGUCGGCCCCGCUAGGUGCGGCGGCUUCAACCUGUGCAGGGUCGCCCAGGCCGGCGCCGCAUUCGGCUUCUUCGUUUGGCUCGCCUUCACUGCCCUCCUCGUGCUCGAUAUCAUCGAUUUCGUGCGGUCGCGCAACAGCGCCACUAGCCCCGCCGUCGCGCACCCUCAAAUGGGCUCCGCGGCGCCUGCGUCUGCCGAGGCGCCCCCUGCUCCUGCCAACACCUAUCCCGGCGCGUGA